This is a messenger RNA of Setaria italica (foxtail millet), 1228 nucleotides long. RefSeq lists its product as uncharacterized. Lineage: Eukaryota; Viridiplantae; Streptophyta; Magnoliopsida; Poales; Poaceae. The record is from RefSeq and is a predicted model, not a curated record. Bases 384 to 1169 code for a protein of 261 amino acids. The transcript is spliced from 2 exons.
UCCUAUUCUUGUGAUGUUUAACACCCUGUUCUUGUGAACCUUAACACCCUGUUCUUGUGACGGUUAAGCCUCUGUUCUUGUGUGUUAAAGCUCUAGUUCAGAAACAGGAAUUAGGAUUGUUUUUUUCUUGUGAUGGUUACUUGCUAUAGUUCAAUAAACAGGAAGUAGGACUGUUUUUUUGUGAUGUUGUUACCUAUUCUGUGUGUGAUGGGUUUCUAUGUCUCUGUUAAAUUGUCUAGAUAAAUAGAUUCGACAAGGCACAGUGGACAGAACACAAUACUAGUGUGUUGUGUGACUUGUGGGUUGAGCAGAUUAGAUCAGGCAACUGUCCAAAAGGAUCAAUUACUUCAAGGGGUUUGAGGAUAGUAGUUGAUAAGUACCAUAUGGCCACUGGGCUAAGACAUCAACAUUCCCAGAUCAGGAACAGGAUUAAUCAAUUGAAAACAUUGCAUACUUUCUGGAAAGCAUGCAAUAAGGAUACUGGUCUUGGAAGGCAUGCGGAUGGUACUAUAAUUGCCUCAGAUGGGUGGUGGAAAACUAACACCAAGGGCAAAUUUAGUGAGUGUAAGAAAUUUCGGUAUGGUGUUCCACAUUACAUAGAUCACCUAGAGGAGAUGUUUCGUGAUGUUGUGGUGGAUGGCUCUACAUCUUUUGUGGCUGGUUGUGAAGAGGAGGAGGACCAAGAUGUUGAUGAUGUAGGGGAAGAUGAUCAAUAUGGUACAGAUGGGUUUGUCAAUGCAUAUGAAGACAGCCCAGUGAGCAAUACCAGCAAGAAGAGAGGAAGUAGCACCAGCACCAAGUCCACUGCCACUAGUCCUGGAAAGAAAAGUAAAAGCCCUUUGAUGAAGAUGGUGAGCAGCCUAGUUGAGAAAUUGACUACCUCUGACAAAGAUGAUAACCUCUUAAGGACUGUGGGGGAGAAUAUUGCAACCAGCCUCAAUGAGAAAAGACAGAGGCUCAACCCUAUACAAGAGAUGGGUCAAUCUGUUAAGAAGUGUCAACAGCUGGCUUUGGAAUCUGGAGCAACCCCUGAAAGUGUAGAGUUCUAUGCAUGCAGGCACUUAUUCAAAGAUCCAUAUGAGAGGGAAUUUUUUUGCAACAUACCAACUCCUGAAGGAAGGCUGCGUUAUUUGAAGAGAUUUUGCAAAGAAAACAAUCUUGUUGAGUGAAUGUGGCUGUUUUAGGAGUGAAUGUUUGGUAGAAGUAACUAGUUGUCCUUAGGAGUGAA